AUGCGCUGUGUGAAUUUCCUGGUGUGGGACGUGGGCGGUCAGGAGAAGCUGCGACCUCUGUGGAAGUCGUACACCCGUUGCACCGACGGGAUCAUCUUCGUGGUGGACUCCUGCGACGCGGAGAGGCUCGAGGAGGCGAAGAUGGAGCUGACCAGGACGGCCAGGAGCCCUGACAACGCUGGCGUGCCUAUUUUGAUCCUGGCCAACAAGCAGGACCUGCCAGGUGCCAAAGAGGUCGGCGAGCUGGAGAAGCACCUAGGCGUCCUGGAGCUGGCAGGCAUGCCCGGCAGCGCGUGCAUCAGGGUGCAGCCAGCCUGCGCGAUCACCGGCGAAGGUCUGCACGAAGGACUGGACACGCUGUACCAGCUGAUCCUGAAACGGCGCAAGCUCGCCAAGCUGAACAGGAAGCGGGCCAGGUAGGCCAGGGCCUCGGAGGACUGCACGUGCGUCUUCUGAUAUUGUCAGUCGCGGACAGUCUCUCCUUUGGCGCCAGCUACGCCUUCCACGGUGUCUUCAUCCUUGUCCGCCUCGCCGUCGCGCGACGCCGACGUCCGCGGGGUGCUCGAGUGAACGUGCGCUCGUCACGUGGACAAUCCUCUGUCUCUGUACCGGGUGAACACGCGAGCUGUUCACCGAUUUUCAACGAUUCAGCGUCGAACGACGCUGGCGAGCCGGGUCGUGUCCCGGCACGCGACUCGAACGGACUCAAGGUCUCUCAUGGACAGCCUUGAGAUCGAUCUCCAGUCUUCCUUCGAAGUCUCUUCCACUGACGGACAGGAAUCGAAGGGAAGCUUGUCCUCGCUGGAGAAGCUCCUCCAGCGAGUUUGCGAUUGUCUUUUCUUUUUACCGAUCCCGAGGACGGCUCCCCGAUUCGCGAGGGAGCGUCGCGAUCGAGGAUGAUGUUCGACGAUCGAGGGAUCACGGACAGGGACGAACCGGAAGUCGAUUCGUUCCUCGAACGACAACGAAAAAUUGCUUCGUCGCCGCGUUAGCCCUUUGACCGCUGGACGCUGCUGGAGCAAACUGCCCGCGUGGACUACUGGUUAGGGAUAACUGUUGCUAGCGUGAACUUCGAUUCUUCGCUGACGUGUACAAGCUUUUCUUUCGUUCGACGCUAGGUUUACGUCAAUUCGAUGUUGAAUUCUAAACGCUUGGUCAGUGUUUAUAACACCUUCGCACCUCUAAUUUCCAAGGUCUAAACGAGCAUCAGUUUGUCCAACGAUCGAGUAAACAACAAUAAAUGCUCGUGGACCGUUCCUGUCGUUGAAAGAAUGAAUGUAUUCGUACACUGAUACUUCUGAGUACGAAGGUGAUUGGAAACAUUCACGAGUGUGUAUAAUUUCUCCGUAGUCCCUGAUACUCUUGACACUUGUACGCGACAGUCCACGCUGGUAGCUUCCGCCGACACGCGUGUCCGCAGCGCUCGAAGGGAUAGAGGAAGCUGUAUUUCACCGGAGCAUACGGUUCCGAGUGUUUGUCAGCGGCGAAUCGAGUCGGCCCGAGACGCCCGCCUAUUUUGUUACCGAGGGUCGGGUCAGCGGGGAGGUGUCGCGAUAACGGCGGCUUCGCGGCCGAUAACGAUGACGUCGUCCCGUAUUAAUAACGGUGACGAGUGCCGCGAACAAAGACCGCGCUAUCUGUCAAUGGGAAUGACGUCCGUGGACAUGGAUCAGCGUUGGAACGAUCAUUGGCGGUGGGACGCUGGGAAGAAGCUUCUUAUCGGGCGGUUCACGCGACGGGACAAAAAACUCCGGGGAAGCAGAUAAGGAACCGUUUCCUCGUUAUCAAUCGGAGAGCAAAUUAUUUGACUUCGAUGACCGUGUAACGAGCGUGAACCCGAGCACCGGGAAUUCUUAUAUUUUUCUUGCUCGACUUCGAUAAGGACUUCGUUUUUCACUUUGACUCGUAGGCGGAACUGUUGAUUAGGCUCAAGGCCCACAUACACGCUGGAACAUGCUGCGAUUCAGGUGUCACGUAUAAAAUAGAUAAAUAGCGAGAUAAAGAUAAAAAGGAAGUAGUACACUAGGUUCAUUCCUCGCGUGGAUUAGAACGAAAUGAACGAGGUCUGAACUUUAACACUAAAACUACCAGAGGGGUCAAAUGACCCAUGUCUUCUUUUUGCAAUUGUUAGAAAGGUAACAAAUGGUUCUCUGAGAAAUUAUCGAGGAAAUUCAUUUAGCACUACGCAAAUUGAAUUGUAAAUCAAAGUCUGAACAGAUGCCCUCUUGAAAUUUCUAUAGCGAAAUUUUCAAAAAUCAAUUGCUCGGUAGUUUUAGUGUUAAUAAGAAUCAGAGUGCACGUACGGUGUAAUCCGUUCAACUCGUAGAUUCUUAUGUCACUCGUCUAAUUAGUCUAAAUCCGCAGAGAAGAAUUAAAUGGACAAUACAUUCGCUGCGCUCUUUAUUGAACUGAGACUCACGAGUUUCGAUACAGAACUGCCUGUGUCAGGAGUUUCUUAUGUACUAAGUUGGUGAGUAAUUUUAUCUUUUGAGUUUGGUGCUAGAAGAUGAGCGUGUCACAUUGCUACGAGCGAUGGGUUUGAGCGUCUGCCACUUUUGUUCGAGUGCUACACGUAUAAUCAACCUCUGGAAGACUCAAACCCAUCGCUAGUAGCAACGGGUUCGAGCCUCUUCCGCUUCUUGCUUGAGUGCUACAUUUAUAAUCAAACUCUGGAAGACUGAAGCUCAUCAUUCGUAAUGAGUCUGCAUCGUCGCGGGUUUCAACGUAUGUGAAGGCCUUCAAAGAAGUUAACCCUCUGCGGACGAAGAUUCUACGAAACGUACAAAACCUUCAACAUACGAAGCUAAAUUAUAUAUCGAUUACUUAAUUAAUAUAAGAAGAGAAAAUGUGCUGAUCUCUUGCUGUUUCACUAAUUAGAUCAUUCACGACUUACUCUUCCAAAUUUGAACAUUUCAUCUCACCGAGAUGCCGACGUCCGUCCGCAAAGGGUUAAAUUUGGUUCAAGGACGAUUCGAUCGUCGCGGAAGCUAGUCCCAUCGUCAGAUCCUUUGUCCAUGUUCUUUUCUACGAUCAUCGACGUUUCGUCAGCCUAAUCGACCGAGGACAGGAUGGUCCCCGUAAACCGUGGCCGAACCUCCAAACAAUCAUCGUAAUCGAUAAAUAUUUGAGCUAGGAGAAACUCGUAGUGCGCGUCGGUAGAUGUCGAGGUGGAUCGCGGACCUAGGUGUCCCGGCGACGACCGUGCCUCUCCGGAUUUUUGCACCUUUAU
Messenger RNA from Nomia melanderi (Alkali bee), 3229 nucleotides. NCBI's taxonomy places the organism in Eukaryota, Metazoa, Arthropoda, Insecta, Hymenoptera, Halictidae. The record is from RefSeq and is a predicted model, not a curated record.